GAGAGGGAGAGAGGAGCCAUCGAUUUCAAAUUCUGCAUUGUGGGCAGAUUUCAAAAAGGGGUCUUGGGUGGAUUCGAUUCUUUGCUCACCGAUCUCUCCUAAUUCCUACCUGUCCCAACGCGCGAGGGAGAGAGUGGGUGUGAGUAGUGUGUGUAUCUGCGAGCCCAUUUGCCAGUGCGCAUCAUAUUCCCCGCCUGUUCCCACAUGACCCCACCUCUUUUCGUGUAGCUCUCUCCACACUCUUCCUCCCCUUUCUCUUCUUCUCGAUUCGCUUUUCGUAGCGAUCUAUAGAUCGUGGAGGAUGGAGCACAAUGGCAUGGAGGAUCGCCGGCGAAGAAGCUCCUUCGAGUCCGAGAACUCCGUCGAUGUUGGCGACGGCGACGGCGACGUGACCCAAGCCAAUGGCCGUGACGCUCAUUCUUCGGGGUCCACUGACACGAGUUCCCCUAUCGACAACAUGCCUGGGGAUGCAUCAACAUCUGGAAAGUCAGAAUCAGACUCCUCCCAGCUUUCAAGGAUUGGGCAGUGGAGACAAAACAAUAAACUUCGUCUUCUUACAGCUAAAUUUUUUGAUGAAAAAGUUCCUCUGAAAAAGAAGCUUAAAUGGUUAAAGCGAGCUACUACUGUAGAAAAUGAUGGGACUGUCCAGUUUGAAGUUCCAGGGGACAUUGCACCGCAAAAUCUUAAUUUUGGAACUGGAGUUGUUUAUAAUGGAGCUACGGAAGAACCAGUUCCUGAGGAUGUCCCUGAUUUACCUCCACUGCAGAUUGUAAUGCUUAUUGUGGGGACCCGAGGAGAUGUUCAGCCCUUUGUUGCUAUAGGAAAACGCUUACAGGAAUAUGGGCAUAGGGUGAGACUGGCGACUCACGUGAAUUUCAAAGAAUUUGUCUUGACUGCGGGGCUAGAGUUCUAUCCUUUAGGUGGAGAUCCUAAAGUUCUUGCUGGAUAUAUGGUGAAAAACAAAGGUUUUUUGCCUUCAGGACCUUCUGAAAUACACAUCCAGCGGAAUCAAAUAAAAGAUAUUAUUUUCUCGUUGCUCCCUGCUUGCUUGGAUCCAGAUCCUGAUACCCUUGUAGCAUUUCAACCCAAUGCAAUAAUUGCCAAUCCCCCAGCAUAUGGGCAUACACAUGUAGCUGAAAAGCUGAAUCUGCCACUUCAUGUAGUUUUCACAAUGCCAUGGACGCCUACUAGUGAAUUUCCCCAUCCUUUGUCCCGUGUGAAGCAACCCGUUGGCUACAGACUGUCAUAUCAAAUUGUAGAUGCAUUAAUUUGGCUGGGUAUAAGAGAUGUGAUCAACGAGUUCAGAAAGAAAAAGUUGAAUCUAAGACCUAUCACUUAUUUACGUGGAUCCUAUAGCUCUCCUCCCGAUGUGCCUUAUGCUUAUAUCUGGAGCCCUCACCUAGUCCCCAAACCGAAAGAUUGGGGACCAAAAAUUGAUGUGGUUGGAUUUUGUUUCCUUGAUCUUGCAUCAAGUUAUCAACCGCCAGAAUCUCUAGUGAAAUGGCUAGAGAAAGGUGAAAAGCCUAUCUACAUUGGUUUUGGUAGCCUUCCAGUUCAAGAACCAGAGAAGAUGACUGAGAUCAUAGUUAAGGCUCUGGAAAUUACUUCUCAAAGAGGCAUCAUCAACAAAGGCUGGGGUGGUCUUGGGAAUUUGGCAGAACAAAAGGACUUUGUCUAUUUGCUUGAUAAUUGCCCUCACGACUGGCUUUUCCAGCACUGCAGUGCUGUGGUGCAUCAUGGAGGAGCUGGUACAACCGCCGCCGGUCUUAAAGCCGCGUGUCCGACAACAGUUGUACCUUUCUUUGGGGACCAGCCCUUUUGGGGAGAACGGGUGCAUGCAAGAGGGGUGGGCCCGGCGCCAAUUCCAGUUGAUGAUUUCUCUCUUGAAAAGUUGGUUGAUGCAAUACGUUUCAUGCUUGAUCCAAAGGUGAAAGAGUGUGCAGAAGAACUAGCCAAAGCCAUGGAACAUGAAGAUGGAGUGGAGGGAGCAGUGAAGGCUUUCUACAAACACUUUCCACUCAGAAGCCUCAACUCGGAUCCGGAGUCGUUGCCUGCUCAUUCAAUGCACUCCAAUUCAAGUCGACUAUCGUUAAGACGAUGCCUUGGUUGCUCAUGAUUUUCAGAUGUCGAGUCUCCACUGUUGACUUGUGUGACCCAUGUCUGUGAUCUCACGCAAGUUGCAAAAUUGUUGUUGUCCUACCUAUCGGUAAUGCAAAUUUUGUAGAUUCUUGCCGAAUUCCAUGUCUGUAUCAGUUCACUUUUCUUGGAUGAGACAAGGAGGCAUAUGUAGACACCGACAAUCACCUGUCAUUCAGAUACAGUUUCAGUUUGAGUAGCCUUACUAAUUCAAGUAUAUAAAACCAUUUCGCCGGUUUCUUUCCUCUG
This is a messenger RNA of Rhodamnia argentea, 2385 nucleotides long. Its product is annotated as sterol 3-beta-glucosyltransferase UGT80A2-like. Gene Ontology annotation, molecular function: hexosyltransferase activity; UDP-glycosyltransferase activity. Gene Ontology annotation, biological process: carbohydrate metabolic process. The transcript is spliced from 14 exons. The coding region runs from base 302 to 2116 and encodes 604 amino acids. The record is from RefSeq and is a predicted model, not a curated record. NCBI's taxonomy places the organism in Eukaryota, Viridiplantae, Streptophyta, Magnoliopsida, Myrtales, Myrtaceae.